Messenger RNA from Quercus robur (English oak), 5919 nucleotides. Its product is annotated as putative disease resistance RPP13-like protein 1. The transcript is spliced from 4 exons. NCBI's taxonomy places the organism in Eukaryota, Viridiplantae, Streptophyta, Magnoliopsida, Fagales, Fagaceae. Bases 44 to 4267 code for a protein of 1407 amino acids. The record is from RefSeq and is a predicted model, not a curated record. Gene Ontology annotation, molecular function: ADP binding. Gene Ontology annotation, biological process: defense response to other organism.
AUAUUUCUUUUGUUCUUAGUUCUUACAAAGAAAGAAAUUAGCCAUGUCAGUUAUUGGAGAGCUUGCUCUAUCUGCUCUCUUUCAGGUGUUAUUUAACAAGAUAACCUCUCCAGACUUGUCGAAGAUCUUUCACAAAGAGAAAGUUGAUGCUGACAUCAAGAUGUGGAAGAGAACGUUGCUGAAAAUCCAUGCAGUUCUUGAUGAUGCAGAAGAGAGGCAGAUGACUAGCAAGCUCGUGAAGGUGUGGUUGGAUGAGCUCAGAGACUUGGCUUAUGAUGUGGAGGACAUCUUGGACGAGUUUGCUACUGAAGCUUUGCGAUGUAAGUUGAAUGCAGAAUCCAGCACAAGUAAUAAGGUAAGAAAGCUCAUCCCUGCUUGUUGUGUGAGUUUGAAUCCAAGUUCAGUUAUGUUUGAUGCUAAUAUGCGGUCGAAGAUCAAAGAUAUCAAUACAAGGUUGCAAGAAAUUGUGACGCAGAAGAAUGAUUUGCAAUUGAGAGACUGGGUUGGGGGAAGGACUAUACCAUCAAGACCAAAGCUGCCCACAACUUCUUUGGUGGAAGGCCUUGUUUAUGGCAGGAAGGAAGAUCAAAAGGCUAUUGUGGACUUGUUGCUGAGCAGUGAGUUGCAUAAUGCUCAACUUUCUGUGAUUCCCAUAGUUGGUAUGGGGGGGUUGGGUAAAACAACUCUUGCCCAACAAGUCUACAAUGACGAUGAGGUAAUGGGUUAUUUUGAUUUGAAAGCAUGGGUUUGUGUUUCUGAAGAUUUUGACAUUGUAAGGGUGACCAAAGUAAUUUUACAGUCUGUAACUACUGAGACCUGUGGUGUUAAUGAUUUGAAUUUACUACAAAUCAAAUUGAAGGAGAAAUUGAAUGGCAAGAAGUUCUUGCUCAUUUUGGAUGAUGUUUGGAAUGACAACUAUAAUGAUUGGACUAAACUACGUUGUCCUUUUGAAUUUGGGGCUCCAGGAAGUAAGAUUUUAAUCACAACUCAGAACGAUCGUGUAUCAUCAAUUAUGGGCACUACUCAAGCUUACAAGUUGAAGGAGUUGUCAAAUGAUGCUUGUUUGACUGUAUUUACCCAAAAUGCAUUGGGGACAACCAGUUUUAGUGCACAUCCAGAACUUCAAGAAAUCGGUCGAAAAGUUUUAGAGAGGUGUAAAGGCUUACCUUUGGCAGCAAAAGCCCUUGGAGGCCUUUUACGCACUAUACCUGAUCGUAAUGAAUGGAAAUGUGUGCUAAAUAGCAAGAUAUGGGAUAUGUCAGCAGAGAAUAAUGAUGUUCUUCCAACUCUUAGAUUGAGCUAUCUAUAUCUCCCUUCAAAUUUAAAGAGGUGUUUUGCCUAUUGUUCACUAUUCCCAAAAGAUUAUGAAUUUGAGGAGAAAGAACUAGUCUUGUUAUGGAUGGCUGAAGGUUUGCUUCAAGAAAUAGGACAGAAGCCAAUGGAAGAUCUUGGUGCUGAGUAUUUUCGUGAUCUACGUAGGAGAUCAUUUUUUCAACAAUCAAGCCGAAAUAAAUCACUCUUUGUCAUGCAUGACCUCAUCAAUGAUCUAGCACAAUGGGCAGCAGGAGACUUGUGUUAUAGGUUGGAGGACAAAUUGGGUGGUGAUAAGCAACUCAAUAUUUCUACAAAGGUACGUCAUUUCUCCUACAUUCGUUGUUAUUAUGAUGGCAUCACAAGAUGUGAAGACUUCCCAAAAGAUAAGCGUUUACGAACCUUCCUACCACUACCAAUAGAGAACUCAGGCUACUUAACAAAUUUCGUUCCUAAUUGUUUGUUGCCACAAUUAAGAUGCUUAAGGGUAUUAUCUUUAUGUGGAUAUGAAAUUAUUGAGCUACCAAGUUCAAUCGGUCAUUUGAAACAUCUAAGAUAUCUCAACAUUUCAUAUACUUUGAUAAGAAGUUUACUAGAAUCAAUAAGUUCUUUAUACAAUUUGCAAACAUUGAUGUUGAAAGGUUGUUCCCAUCUCAUAAAGUUACCAGAGAAAAUUGGGAAUCUAGUAAAUCUUAGACAUCUUGAUAUUACAGAAACGCAUUCAAUCAAAGAGAUGCCGGUGGGAAUAAAAGAAUUAAAGAACCUACAAACACUAUCUGAUUUUGUUGUGGGGAAAGAUACUGGAUCCAAGAUAGGAGACUUGAUGAACUUGAAGUCUCUUCAUGGAACACUUCGCAUUUCACAUUUGGAGAACAUGCUUGAUGUUGAGGAUGCAAGAAAGGCCAAUUUAAAAGGUAAGAAGAAUUUAGAUGCAUUGGUAAUGAAAUGGGAGUUUGCACAUGAUGAUUUACAGGAAGCAGGAAUUGCAAUAGAUGUUCUUGAUAUGCUACAACCUUGGACAACGGUGAAAGAACUUUCAAUUGAUGGCUAUGUUGGUGUGAAAUUCCCAACUUGGUUUGGUCAUCCUUCAUUUUUGAAUAUGGUGCUCUUAAGGAUUGAGAACUGUAGAAAAUGCACAUCAUUGCCAGCAAUCGGACAAUUACCAUCUUUGAAAGACCUUGUCCUAAUUGGAAUGGCUGGGGUACGGAGUGUUGGUCCUGAGUUUUUUGGGGAAGGUUGCUCAAAACCUUUUCAAUCCUUAGAGACACUUCAUUUUGAGAAUAUGCAAGAAUGGCACGAGUGGAUUCCUUGUGGACUUGAGUAUGAAGAAUUCCCACACUUGCGUGAGCUUUUUAUCUUUGAAUGCCCCAAAUUGCAAGGAAAAUUGCCCCUUCAUCUCCCAUCAUUAGAAAAUUUAUCAGUUUGUAAAUGUGAGCAGUUGGUUAUUUCAAUUCCAAGCCUUCCAAUGCUUCAUGAAUUAGAAAUUGUGGGAUGCAAAGAGGUGUUGAACGAAAGUAUGGUUGAGUUAUGCUCGCUACACUCAAUUGUUUUUUCUAUUCCAGAUUUGAAAAGCUUGACAGAAGAGUUCAUUCUGGGGUUAACAAAAGUAAAAAAUCUGACCGUAAAUGAUUGUAAGGAGCUGACAUCUCUAUGUCCAGAUACACUCAUUUCCCUUGUAACACUAGAUAUCAGAUUGUGCCCGAGUCUUAACAACAUCAGCUUGACAUCUACGUUAAGGACACUAAAAAUUGAUGGUUGUAGUGCUUUGAAAUCCCUGCCAAUGUCCAAUUGUAUGUGUUUGAAAUAUGCAACUAUUCGGAAAUGUAAUUCUUUGACAUUCAUUUCAGGAGCCCAGUUACCUCCAGCUUUGAAAGGGUUAUAUGUUUAUAAUUGUGAGAAUUUGCAGUUUGUGGUAGAUGAGGGAGAGGCUUCUUCACCUUCUUUAUUGAUGAAUGGGGAGAAUUUUAACUGCAACAAUAACAAUAAUGCAUCUCAUCUUGAGCUUUUAGAGAUAAGGGAAUGUCCAUCUCUAAAAUGCUUAUCAUCAAAAGGCAACCUACCUACCAUGCUUAAACACCUUGAGAUUUGGCGAUGCUUAGAGUUGACAUCCUUAUCAUCAAUAGACCAGUUACCUGCAUCCCUUAAACACCUUUCUGUACGCUUUUGUCCAAAGUUGGAGUCAAUAGCAGACAAGUUACAAAAUAAUGUGUCUCUUGAACAACUUAGAUUAGUGUAUUGUAAAAAGCUUAAAUCCUUACCGGAGGGCCUACACAGACUCUGCCACCUCAAUGAGAUCAACAUACGUGGCUUUUCAAGUCUUGUUUCCUUCCCGGAUGGAGGGCUGCUCCCCACUAGUCUGAGAAAGGUUUUGAUUGAAGACUGUGAGAAACUUGAGGCCUUGCCCAACUGCAUGCACAAGCUCACCUCGCUUCAACAAUUAAGCAUAUGGGAAUGUCCAAGCAUCAUAUCCUUUCCAGAAGAGGGUUACCCCACCAGUUUAAGGGUUCUUUCUCUAACAGGGGUCAAUAUAUGUAAGCAAGUAUUUAAGUGGGGAUUGCAUAGACUCACGUCUCUUACAGAUCUCUCCAUUUAUGGUGGAUUUCCGGAGUUGCAGUCAUUUCCUGCGGAGGAUGAGGAAGGGAAGCUGAUGAUGACAUUGCCUACCUCUCUCACCACCCUAGAGAUUGCAAAAUUUUCAAAUAUAGGAUUCCUAUCCUCUAAGGGCUUUCAAAACCUCACUGCACUUGAAGAACCGUGGAUAUUCUAUUGCCCUAAACUCGCCUACCUCCCAGAGGACCUGCCUCCCUCGCUUCUAAAACUUCGUAUUUAUGAGUGUCCUCUACUGAAACAACACUGCAAGAAAGGCAAAGGGCGAGAGUGGUUCAAGAUCGCCCACAUCCCUCAAGUUGAGAUUGAUUGGAGGUCUGUCUAUGAGGUGGAGGAGGAGCAGCAAUAAUUGUGUAAAACAUAGAGGAAAAAGUACACAAGUGUACAUAUAUACUCCUUCCAGUCAGCCAGUCUUUGAGCUAUUUAGAAAUGCAGGAAUAUUGCCAUGCUUGAAGGCAUGCCUGUCAAUGCCUCUUAAGUUCUUAACUACUGCAAGCAUGGUUACAAUCUGUCUAGAAAUAAUGGCUGGGAAUCAUUUUCUAAAAGGAGCUGUAAACCUCUUGUUUGCAAAUGGACAUGAUUUGUUGAUUUUUGAGAGUGGAAAGUGCUGAUCUUAGUAGAAGUCAAUAUCAAAAGAAAGACUUGCUUGUGAGAUGCAAGCUUUGUAUGCCAAGAUUGAAUGGGAAAGCAAAUUGCAGUAGGAUGUUAUCUCAAAAGAAAUCCAUUGUACUUUCUCAGACAAUUUGUGCAGGCUUAUUCUAUGUAGCAUGUAUUUAUGAAUGGUGUGGUGGCUGCAUUUGUACUUACCAGUAGCUCCAAGGUUUGCAUUCUUUGUUGUGGAAGGCAAACACCAAGCUGGGAGAUACAAGCUGUUAUGGGAAACAUUUCCGCGCUGCGUUCAUGAUUUUCUAAGCUCUGGUUUCAUCAAGUCCUAGACAAAUUCUCACUAAUGCUGCUCAGCUUGCCAAUUCGGCAGCAUCGUCUUUUAUUCAUAUGGGAUUUCACAAUGGUCCUAUGAAAGAAGAUCCAAAAGGAAAGGAGGCAUAGAUCAAAGAUCCUACUAUACCAUCUGAGCCUUCAAUUUUAACUUAUUUACGGAUUCGCGCCGACUUGACUCCGAUUCGUGCCAACUCGACUCCAAUUCGUGCUGACUUGGCUUUGAUUCACGUCAAUUCGGACCGAUUCCCGCUAAACCAGGCCGAUUCGGCCAGAAUCAAGUCGUAUCAGCUAAAUUGGAUCGUAUUAGCCGGUGGCCAAAACUGACCGAAACAGGCCGAAAUCGGCCUUGAAUCAUGCCGGAACAGCCAAAAUCGGCUUUGAAUGAGGCCCAAACAUCCUAAAACUGUCCUUCCUCAAUUUUAUUUUGAAUAUUUGUUGCUUCUUUUGUGUUCUCUUUUUUGUUUUGUGUUUCUUGCCUUCUUCUUUCUUUGUUUUGUGAACCAAGGACAUAUAAUGUGUUUUUUAAGAAUAUUUUAAUAGUAAAAAUAUAUAGAAAAUAUAAAUAAAAAUAUUUUAAAUAAUUUUUUAAUCGCUACACCCACACCCUACUUUUUCAAAAAUUGCUAAGUCUUGCACCCGCACCCGCACCCGCACCCGCACCCGUGCUUCAUCCCUUUAUUGCAGUUAUUGAAUGAAAUGAACCAGACUAUUAGUAAGGAUACAUUCUUCAACACAAGGUAUAAUAUUGAAAAAAAAAAACACUCAAGAACUGAAUUUAUAUCUUGCCAAGUAUGCAGAAUUUUCCAGAACAUACACCAAUCAGGAUAGAUACAAGUUUUAGAUAGAUGUGGGAAAUUUCGGCAUCAUUAUACUACCUGUUCGAUCUAGAUUUAAGUUAAUUUUAGUAGGGCAAGAUGAUUAACCUGACUGUGUUUCAACUGAAACAACAUUCUGUACUAGUAUAUGAUUUUUAGAAGUUUCAUUGCUGAUGAUAGAUCUGGAAGAAUGCUUAAGGCAUAUUUUAUUUGCUGACUGUUUUUUUUUUCACUGUCCAUUUAUGGU